AUACAGAGACGUCUUUCUUUCGCCCGUAUUGUGUCUCUCUCUUCACACAGACUAGCACGACGGAAACAAUCUACUGACCGAGGUCAGAGUCAAGAAACCUUUAGAAAGAUGUGGGCGAGUGUACAGUUUCUGGUGUUCAUGGUUUCGGUGCCCGUAGCGUCUGCCUUAGAUGCCGGUAUCCCCAUUUCCGCGAUUCUCGGUUUCGGCGGUGUCGGUGUUUGCUGGGUGUUCAUGUGUUGCUUUUUUUGCUUUUGUCAACGAGGCGAACGUGAACGAAACGGGCCGACAUACCCUACAAGACCCGUGCCGACUUAUACCGUAUCCCAGCACAUCAGUAUGAGUCCUACAGGAGUGCAGAACAACGCCUUUACUCCUGAGCAGCAACCCGCCUUCAAUCCCCUGUACCCCCCUGCUUACAACCCACAAGCUUUACCCGUCGUUAGCUAUCCAGCUAACACCACUGCAUAUCCUCCCCCUCCCCAAUACCCUCCCUCCUCAGCCCCACCACUAUCCCCUCCUGCCGCCCCCUCCUCCCCACCCCAAGAUUUCCCCCCUCCACCGGUUUACGAAGAUGCUGCGAAAUCGCCUCCUCCUCAACCACCACCACCAGACUCUCCCUGAGUGAGUGUUCAUCCACGGUACGCCUGUAUAUGGAGCUCCAUAUGUUGAAGACACCGCCGCCAAGUCAGACAGUAGUACCUUCUUCCAGACAGUCGUCUUCGCACAGACGAACCGGCUUCACUCCACUAACCUUUUAUAUAGCUAGUCCCUACCAGACUCCAUGGGUUUCUGGAAAAAUACCAAUGGUUACACUAUGACCGGCCAACUCUGGAAAAUUCUUCAGUCUAUUUGGCCACUUUGGGGAUUUUGUUUUUCAAGUAACCCACGGAGUCUUGUAGACAUGGACCGUACUUAAGCUGGGUUCGUAUUAGCGCAACUAAAUGACAUAUCAUCUUAGACCAGCUGGCGUUGUACCAAUCUAACCAUAAUGUCAGUUUUGAAUUAUGGAAGCUGUUUCAGCUAUUACUAGUACCUCCAAGAUCCAAAUGCUUUUACUUAAACUAUCUAUGCUGGAA
This is a messenger RNA of Branchiostoma floridae (Florida lancelet), 1076 nucleotides long. RefSeq names its product vegetative cell wall protein gp1-like. The coding region runs from base 109 to 621 and encodes 170 amino acids. Lineage: Eukaryota; Metazoa; Chordata; Leptocardii; Amphioxiformes; Branchiostomatidae. The record is from RefSeq and is a predicted model, not a curated record. The transcript is spliced from 2 exons.